AUGGCCUCCGCCGAGUCUUGCGACAAGGCUGCCAUCACCUCUACUCGCAAACCCCUCAACUUCCUCGAUCUUCCACCCGAAACCAAGAAGGAUAUCAUCAGCCAUUGCUGCCAAAGCGACCUCAUCUGCCUUGCCCUCGUCUCUAAACAGUUCCGUGAACUUGCUGCCGCCCAACUCUAUCGAAAUUUCCACAUAGUCUUCCCUGACGAAGAUGACCCCUCCUUCGAUUCCCCCAUCGACAGUUUGGCUGGCGGCCUCGAAACCUUCGUGUCGAGCGACUACGACUAUGCCCAGCACCUUCGAGAUAUAUCGCUAGACACUCUGAGUGCUGGCGACAAGGCUGAGGCCGCUUAUAAGCCAUAUCUAUAUAGCGCCAGCUGCGGCAAGUUCAUGAACACCCUGCUGCUCCUGACCCUCAAGAAUGCCAAGUCGCUCGAGACUUUCAGGUGGAACAUUCGAGUCGAGCUUAGCCGCCCCGUCUACCGGGCAUUGCACCGCAUAGCGCCGCUUAAGAAUCUUCACGUUCGUAUGCAAGCCGGGCCCUCGCUUUUCGAGGUCCCUCCUCCACUUCCCUAUACUUCGAGCUUGCCGCCUACGACCACCCAAGGACACUGGGACCCCCUGCCAGUCUUCUCUUCCAUUCCUCCUCCUUUCCCAAGCAUGCCUCUAUCCGUUCCACCCCCGUACAACCCUUCGCUUGGUCCUCCACCUCCCUUGCCACCAGCCUUGAAACCCGUGCCUAGAAGUAAGCGCAAGACUCCAGCUGCCAAUGAACCCCCGACUCUCUCGGGCUUCCGAAAGCUGAGCACGCUAGCCGUCCUUGAAAUCGACAACUUGGAUGUCGUAAACGAGAUCAAGUCUUGUGUGCGCAAUUCCGCCCCCACACUCACUAAGCUAAAGCUCUCGUUCUCCUCGUAUCUUGCUUGCCAAUCCCGGAAGCCACCACCCGAUGCAGACCCAGACGACUCCGAACAGGAAGACGAGUUCCAACCAGUUCCCAUUUCUUCAGCACCUGGUUGGGAUGAUGCGAGUGGGCCUGCGAAGGCGUUCCGCGCCCAAGAGGAACGCAAGAGCCAGGAGUCAGUAUUGGGCAGAAUCUUCGAUGUGGAACCGUUUUUGGCCAAGAAACCUCAACAACGGAAGAGUCUGAAGGGGAAAGAGAAGGCGCUCGUAACAGAGGCUGGGUCACCUGCGGAGGCGUUCAUGAAACGGCUUCGGGAAGUGUCUACCAAACUGAUGGCCAGCGGGCAUGAUGCCGACGACGGAUCCAAGCGGGAGAUCCUUGAGAUGAUCGAGAAGGCAAGUAGGAAGUACUUGGAAGAGGAGGCAACAAAAACCAGCACAGAAGCGAGCAAAUCAGAAUCUCCUGCCGGUGAGGGCUCUGCCUCUGCCACUGCCCCAGCUGCACCGGUAACACAGGAGACGGGAGCGCAGCCGCCUCCUGAGAACUGUGGUACUGCCGCUGCUGUGGUGGAGAAAACUAAAUCGAAGCCGAAGUUAGGGGCAGAUGCGAACCCGGAAGAUAUUGACAUUGAGGAGCCGAUCGCAGUAGAGGAAGCCGAGGAGCCUGCGGACCUCAAGGCUGAGCCACCCAAGGAUGAAGCCUUAGCGGCUCCCGAUACGACGCCAAAGCAAACACUGGCAAAAGACGACGAAUCCCAGCUACCAGAAAAAAGCCGAGCGUUGUCGACCUUGUCAACACAGAGAGCAAACUUCGAGUCGCUUGUCGCCCGGCUGCAGCAUUUGCUUACUGAGGCCACUCGAGUGCGAGAGAAGUUGGAAACAAUGAGAGACGACACACAUACCGUCGACAGGGAGUAUGUUCGCUUAGCCGAGAACCAGUUACACGGCUUUUAUAGGGACAUUGAGAACGUGCGGGCUGAGCUCAAUGUGACCGAGUCAGAGAUUCGCGAUAUUGAGAAGCAAGUUCACGGCAUUGCCACGACAGCACAUGGUGAAGACGAACGUAUUAGCGAGUACAUUCGAUCAACAAGGGGCCUGGCUCUACGGUCUUUCAGCGUCCAUCUAAUCCCAGUGAAGGCAUCCGUGCUCAAGACAGCCAUUGAUGUCAGGGUCCUCAAGAGGCUCACUUUGCUCAAUGUUGGCAAUCAAGCUCCAAUCUGGGCUAUGUUGGUCAAGGAAAACAAGGUUCAACCGCUCCCACUGCGCAAGAUUUUCACCGACAAUGUUUCUACCACAUUCAUUACGUUUGCCUCUCAAUUGGAAGAGAUCAACGAGUUGUUCAUGUUGGAGAGGUCGGUCAAAUACAAGCCUGAGAGCUUCGCGCCCAAAACGAAUGUCAUCAUGGAUCAGAUCCGACGCCUAGUGCUCAAGAAGCACAUGCCAACCCUCACCAAGCUGAUGAUCAAGAAUGAUACCGGGCCCACCUGGGACGUGGAUGAAAAAGCCAUGCUCUUGAUCUGUAAUCGCGGAAGAAAACUCGAGGAGUUGGCCGCGGCGCUUGGGAUUCGUGCUAUUCACACAUUCAUGCAGCACAUUUCAGGACUGGCGAGCCUCCGUGCCCUGAAUGUUACCCAAUUCAGAAACGACGACACAUGCGUCUGGGUCAUGCGGGAGACCCGUAGAUUCAUCGUCGACAACCUGUGCCACUACCCAGGUCUGAAGCUGGAGUGGAUCUCCAUUGACGAUGAUCGGGUUGAACGUAUCAUCCGUCCGCCGCCUCAAACCCCUGCUGCGAAAAUGGAGGAGAAGAAGAACAAGAAGGGUAAGGCGAAAGUUGGUACUGCACUCGGAGGCUUUGGCGGUUCCAGCACUGAACAAUUCCCACCGCUCCCCAUGCCAGGUUGGGACACAGACAGUGACAGCGAGGAUGAGGAUACGGACAUUGUAGCCAACACGAAGCUUGAGACUGUGGAAGGGGUUCACUUUUAUGACGUUUGGGAUGUACGUAUUUUUAAGAAGGAAGUCAUGGCCGGACGGCUAUAG
This is a messenger RNA of Colletotrichum truncatum, 2946 nucleotides long. Its product is annotated as f-box domain-containing protein. The record is from RefSeq and is a predicted model, not a curated record. NCBI's taxonomy places the organism in Eukaryota, Fungi, Ascomycota, Sordariomycetes, Glomerellales, Glomerellaceae. Gene Ontology annotation, molecular function: protein binding.